AUGGCCGCCAUGGAAAUGCACUCAUUGGGCGCGCGCUCACUCAACCACGCGUCCGCCGAUACCGAAGCCGAGUACGACCGUCUCCGCGACCUUGCGCGCCAAGAAGCCGCAAAACGCUCCUCCUGCUUCGACAAAGCCCACCAAGCCUACGAAUCCGGCGAUGGAGCGCGCGCCCACGAGCUUUCCGAAGAAGGCAAAGCCCACGCCGCGAAGAUGGACCAAUACAACCGUCAGGCGCGCGACUACAUUUUCCGGGAAAACAACGCCGAGGGCAGAGUCGCAGGCGAUACCAUUGACCUCCACGGCUUGUUCGUAGAAGAGGCCGAGGAUGUCCUGGAAGAGAGGAUUAGGGUUGCGAGACAGAGAGGUGAAGGCCAUCUACAUGUCAUUGUGGGCAAGGGAAACCACAGCAGGAACCAUGUCCAGAAGAUCAAGCCGAGGGUCGAGCAGGUGUGCCGCGAAUUGGGAUUGCAGUACCGCACUGAGGAGAACGAGGGUAGGAUCUUUGUGAAUCUGCAGGGUGGUGAUGUGCAUGAGAUGCCGCCGCCUCCUCAGGCUCCGAGUUAUGGAGGGUACCCUGGACAACAUGGUGGACAGCACGGUGGUCAACAUGGCGGCCAGCAACAUGGCGGACAGCAACAUGGAGGUCACCAGCAGCAUGGUGGUCAACAACACGGUGGCCAGCAACAUCACGGACAGCAGCAGGGUCAAAAUGAUGAGAUUGAGCAGAUGGCCAAGAAGGGCUUGUCCAGGUUGCUCAAGAAGCUUGGGUGCUGUACGGUUAUGUAA
This is a messenger RNA of Alternaria viburni, 789 nucleotides long. RefSeq lists its product as uncharacterized. NCBI's taxonomy places the organism in Eukaryota, Fungi, Ascomycota, Dothideomycetes, Pleosporales, Pleosporaceae. The transcript is spliced from 2 exons. The coding region runs from base 1 to 789 and encodes 262 amino acids. The record is from RefSeq and is a predicted model, not a curated record.